GAUUCGGCCGGGGCUCCUAUAAAGGCUGCGGAAGAGGCGGAGCUGCCGGGAUCGGAGAGCGGGUGGUGGCAGUGGCGGCGUUUUGUGCAGCGGAAUACCUGCAGCGGCACCCACCAUGGUGAAGGAGACGGAGUACUACGACAUCCUGCAGGUGAAGCCCAAUGCCUCCUCCGAGGAGAUCAAGCGCGCCUACCGCAAGCUGGCGCUGAAGUACCACCCCGACAAGAACCCCAGUGAGGGCGAGCGGUUUAAACUUAUAUCCCAGGCAUAUGAAGUUCUGUCGGACCCAAAGAAAAGGGACCUCUAUGACCAGGGUGGGGAGCAGGCUAUUAAAGAAGGAGGCCUGAGUGGCGGCAGCUUCUCUUCACCCAUGGACAUCUUUGACAUGUUCUUUGGUGGUGGAGGCCGAAUGAAUAGAGAGAGAAGAGGCAAAAAUGUGGUGCACCAGUUAGGUGUAUCUCUUGAAGACCUCUAUAAUGGCAUUACAAGGAAACUGGCACUGCAAAAGAAUGUUAUUUGUGCAAAAUGUGAAGGUUAUGGCGGAAAGAGAGGGGCAGUAGAAAAAUGUCCUGUGUGUAAAGGAAGAGGGAUGCAAGUUAUAGUUCAGCAGAUUGGACCUGGCAUGGUGCAGCAAAUCCAAACUGUGUGCCCAGAAUGCAAAGGCCAAGGUGAAAGAAUAAAUCCAAAAGACAGAUGUGACAACUGCAAUGGCUGUAAGGUUGUAAGAGAGAAAAAGAUCAUAGAAGUUCAUGUUGAUAAAGGUAUGAAAGAUGGUCAGAAGAUAGUAUUUCAUGGAGAAGGUGACCAGGAGCCUGAUUUGGAGCCUGGUGAUGUUAUAAUUGUGCUUGACCAAAAGGAUCACAGUGUCUUUCAGAGACGAGGGCAUGACUUAAUCACAAAAAUGAAAAUUCAACUCUCAGAGGCUUUGUGUGGUUUCAGAAAGACAAUUGAAACUCUGGACAACAGAGUUCUUGUCAUAUCUACUAGGCCAGGUGAAGUGAUAAAACAUGGUGACCUAAAAUGUAUCUACAACGAAGGGAUGCCUGUCUACAAAUCUCCAAUGGACAAAGGCAGCCUGAUCAUACAGUUUUUGGUCCAGUUUCCAGAGCACUACUGGCUCCCAAGGGAGAAACUGUCUCUGCUGGAGGCUCUGCUUCCUUCCCGAGAAGAUGUUAUGGUUACAGAUGAGAUGGAUCAGGUAGACCUUGAAGAUUUUGAUCCAAAUGAGCAAACCUACCGUAACAGUGCAGGAGAAGCAUAUGAAGAAGAUGAGGAGGGUCCAAGAACAGGAGUACAAUGUCAGGCAUCUUAAAGCAAGGUGGAGCAGAUGUCAUCUAAGAUGUAAAUUUUCACAAUGAAAACUGCAUGGCUGUAAUAGCCACUGCUUGUGGUUUUUGUGUUCAGCAAAUUGAGUUGCUGCGCUGUCAGUAUCACCUUUUUGUAACUAAUUUAUAUUGUGUUCUUGUAGUCUUUCUAUAUAAAGCAAAUGUCAUACAGCUGAGAACCAAGUUGGUAUGAAUUUUCCUUGCUGUGAAGGUUCUCAAUUUAUUCACCUGUGCUCUUUCUAUAAGACUUUGGCAAUAUCAAUAGAGGCUAAGUGGAGUGUCUUAUGUAAAUACUUUCAUACUGGAAAAUUAAUUUCAUAGAAUAAAACAUAGCAGAAUAACUUCUAAUAAAUAGUACUUCACCUUUUCUCGUGCUUCUCUUAUACUUUCUAAGCCAUUCUGGAACCCCCUUUAUUUAAGCAAGUUCUUCUAAGCUCAGACUCCUGUCAUCCAGUCUAGAUUAUUUGUGUUAGCUGUACCACUCAUACCUUGUCUCAUUUUGUAUUUCAGAAGCAUUUUGUGCAUGCCCUCCUCUCUGCCUCUUAGCCUUCCUCCUGUGUUUUGUGGGUUUACAGUAGCAUUCCUUCAGCUGCUUCUGUGUGUGACCCAAGGUUACAAGCUGUCCUCUAAUGUGUUACAUACAAGCAAAUACUUGCAAAUAAAAGUUUGACCUUUCAGAAGCUCAAGCUUUGUAUUUCAGCCUUCCUAGAAAGGGUUUUUACUUCCUCCUAGGCAUUGUAUACUUGUGCCUUAACUAAAAUGAAUAAACCAAAACCACUUGCACUGGG
Melospiza georgiana is the source of this 2113-nucleotide messenger RNA. RefSeq names its product DnaJ heat shock protein family (Hsp40) member A4 (gene DNAJA4). Gene Ontology annotation, cellular component: cytosol; cytoplasm. Gene Ontology annotation, biological process: protein refolding; response to heat. The coding region runs from base 116 to 1312 and encodes 398 amino acids. The transcript has 8 exons. Gene Ontology annotation, molecular function: Hsp70 protein binding; ATP binding. NCBI's taxonomy places the organism in Eukaryota, Metazoa, Chordata, Aves, Passeriformes, Passerellidae. The record is from RefSeq and is a predicted model, not a curated record.